Rhineura floridana is the source of this 992-nucleotide messenger RNA. RefSeq names its product cytochrome c oxidase assembly factor 1 homolog. The transcript is spliced from 9 exons. Bases 496 to 933 code for a protein of 145 amino acids. Gene Ontology annotation, biological process: mitochondrial respiratory chain complex I assembly; mitochondrial respiratory chain complex IV assembly. Lineage: Eukaryota; Metazoa; Chordata; Lepidosauria; Squamata; Rhineuridae. Gene Ontology annotation, cellular component: mitochondrial inner membrane. The record is from RefSeq and is a predicted model, not a curated record.
GAGACUGCUUCCCCCUCAAAGAAGGUGUGCUCCAACCAUUCAUCAGCUGAUGGGCGGUUGGGAGCAUGCGUCAUUCUAGCAAAGGCCAAGCGAGUUAGGGGCGGGCAAGAGGGUGACGGCGACAACGUGAGAGGCAGGUGGACAGCUCCACCCACCUGUCAAAGUGGCCCACUGGGGCGGAAGAAUUCUGGCUCUGGCCUGCUGGACUGAAAGGUGUGUUGACGUUGGUGGCAACAGACAAUGGGAAGCCUUUUGCAGCUUAAGGGCUACAUUCAGUUCUGGGCAACCUUCUGGCGGCGGGGCAGAUAUGCCAAUGGUGCGGUGGGACGGAGGCAAAGAUUAGUUCUUCUUGGCUAAGAAGAUCAAGCAACCUGUGAAAAGCAUGAUUUAUGACGGCAAAGUUUCUGCAGUAGAGUGUUGUGAACAUUGUAAGCAUGUAGGUAAGGCUGACCCUGUGGGUGUUUCCCAUGCAAUCGACACCCUCCGCAGUCUCAGAUGCAGAAUGGAAGGGAUCAAAACAUGCUAGCAUCCUUGAGAAAGCUUCAGCAAAUGGCUAUUUAUCUGGGAGUUUUAUCUGGUGGGGGAUGUACUCUUAUGUAUUACUUCAUACAAAAGAAUUUUGCCAGAACACAGUACUAUCAGGCGGCUCUGGAGCAGCUUCAUAAAGACUCAGCAGCCCUGGAGGCACUUGGUGCUCCUCCUCUUAAAGUACAUUACAUCAGGCUGACAGACAAGAGCAAUUGUGUUGAUGUGUCAAGAGCUCAGUUAAAGAUAUCUGGAACAAAGUCAGCUGGUCAUCUUUAUGUCAGUUCAGAAAAAGACUUCUCCCUGAACAGCUGGCACCUGCAGGAAGUCACACUGCAACUCCGUAAUGGCCAAAGUGUUCCAGUGUAUGUAGCAUCACUAAAGAAUACUUCAAGGCAAGAGAUGUAAAAUUCAGACUUGUGCUACUUGUAUUGAGUAUCCUCACAUUAAAGGAACAGGCUACUAGA